CAUCUGUGACCCUCUAUGGACUAUGGGUAAUGGGCUGUUUAUGGGCAGUCAGGUCCUGUUUCACAGUAGUAAGAUGUGGGCCAUGGUAUUAAGUUUAGCAUCGUGCAGUCGCACCAACACUCCGUUAAGCUCCACUUUAAACUGGGUGACAUCAGUGGCAAUGUUGCUUCAAAGGUCAUCUAGGAGAGCCUUCAAAGUUCUCUCCAUCAACGGUGGGCCACCAGAUUGCAGUGGAG
Molecule: messenger RNA, 236 nt
Organism: Pelobates cultripes (western spadefoot toad)
Lineage: Eukaryota; Metazoa; Chordata; Amphibia; Anura; Pelobatidae
Source: the annotation of a GenBank genome assembly